AUGGCCGACGAGAAACUUGCUGCAGCCGAGAAAAUAGAGUAUUCUAUUGCUUGUGGUAUGAAAGAACUAUCAUUAGCUCAGCUGAAACAAAGGCAACGUGAAGCAUUGAGUGCUUUCCUUAGUGGCCAUGACGUAAUGGUAAAUCUGCCUACAGGAUACGGGAAGUCUGCAGUUUAUCAACUCGCACCAUUCUGCUAUGAUAUUUUCCAUAACCGUACCAAAUCAGUAGCUCUUGUCAUCUCACCUUUAGUCGCAUUGAUGAAAGACCAAGUGCAGGUUUUAUAUGGAAAAAAUAUUGAGGCGGUAUAUUUGUCAGAGGUUGGCGUUUCCGGGUUAAGAGAUCGACUUAAAAAUGGAAAUUUGAGGGUCGUCUUUGCUAGUCCCGAAUCCGUCCUGGAAAAUCAAUCUGUUAGAGAACUUUUUCAGAAUAGAUGUUACAGAGAGUUGAUAUGUGAUGUAUUCAUUGAUGAAGCACACUGUGUAGCUAAGUGGGGUUUAGGUGACAAGAAAGUUUUCAGAAUAUGGUAUGGCAGACUAUCUGAGCUGAGGUCAUUACUACCAAAAGACAUUCAUAUGGUUGCUCUAACAGCUACUGCUACAAGUUCUAUACAGAAAAUAAUUAUUGAAUAA
Saccoglossus kowalevskii is the source of this 630-nucleotide messenger RNA. RefSeq names its product ATP-dependent helicase SGS1-like. NCBI's taxonomy places the organism in Eukaryota, Metazoa, Hemichordata, Enteropneusta, Harrimaniidae. The record is from RefSeq and is a predicted model, not a curated record.